This is a messenger RNA of Zerene cesonia (dogface butterfly), 8255 nucleotides long. Its product is annotated as zinc finger protein 260-like. Gene Ontology annotation, biological process: regulation of transcription by RNA polymerase II. The coding region runs from base 271 to 2436 and encodes 721 amino acids. Gene Ontology annotation, molecular function: DNA-binding transcription factor activity, RNA polymerase II-specific; RNA polymerase II transcription regulatory region sequence-specific DNA binding. NCBI's taxonomy places the organism in Eukaryota, Metazoa, Arthropoda, Insecta, Lepidoptera, Pieridae. The transcript has 9 exons. The record is from RefSeq and is a predicted model, not a curated record. Gene Ontology annotation, cellular component: nucleus.
GCAAAAUUCACACGUUUUCUUGGCGUUGUUUGUCGUCCGGCGUUACAUUUUUUAUGGUUUACAAAUAAUUUUUGAUUAUUGUAAUGUAAAAUGUAACGUAGGACUUGUGUUUUUAUAAAAUAAUAAGUUUUGUCCAAUUUCGACCGGAAAGUAAUCAAAAUCAUGUAGGCGCAAAAUUAAUAAAAAAAUGUAUGCAAUAGCUCUAACAAAAACUCCCAAAUGACAAUACCAAUAGAAAAUUAUAAAUAAAUGGAUUGCACAUAAAUAAAAAUGGCUUCAAGCACGCCCAAAACAGAUUCAAACUGGAGUAUCCUUAAAUUGACCACAAUAGACUUGGUUGGUGGGAUUUAUUGUAACAUUUGCAAUGAAACAUUUGGAAACAAAAGGGAAUAUGACGCUCAUUAUAUUAAACAUACAGGAAAUAAAGACAUUCUGUACACUUGUGUGAUAUGUCGGAAAGAGGUUGCGGGCUAUCCUAGCUUCCGAGGCCACUGUUAUACCAGCCAUGUCAUCAAGGGACGAUACAAAUGCGAUAGCUGUGAAAAAUUCUUCUCCAAACUGCCAGCACUUCAGUAUCAUGUCAAAAUUAUGCAUCCAAAGAGUUUUCGAUGCUCCACAUGCAAAAAGAAGUUUCCUACAAAGAAAGAGUUGCGUUUGCACGAAGUCAUACACACGGACAGCACUGGUCCAAUCUCAUGCGUGUCAUGUCAAAAAGAUAUCAGCUCGAUGGAUAUAUGCAAGAAACAUGUCGAUCAACACUUGUCGUUCAUAUACACGUGCCCAAUUUGUGAGGAAAAUAUACCGUCGAAAGAAAACUCAGCGGAUCACCUGAGAAAACACUUUGGUAACGUCAGCUCAGACACAGAGGUGGAUGUGGACCCGGAUGAAAUGAUAGAACAGCUCGGGGCGGUGUCUUGUAUAUUCUGUUCGAUGAUUUGUAAGAAUCGUGUGGAGUUCGACGCGCACUUCUCGUGCGAACACGGCGACGAAGAUAUCGUGUACUCUUGUAUCGUGUGCGGGAGGCAGUUCGACAAAUACUCAUUGUUCCGUGCGCAUAUUAACAACCACUUCACGAACAAUCGAUUUGAAUGCGACGUGUGCCACGCGUCGUACCCGCGGCUGGCGGCGCUCGUGUCGCACAUGGCGGCGUGCGCGGCGGGCGGGGGCGGGGGCGGGGGGGCGGGCGGCGCGGGCGGGCGGCGCGCCAAGCUGUUCGCGUGCCCGCGCUGCUCGCACCGCUACGGCACGGAGCCGCGCCUGCGCGACCACCUGCGCGCCGCGCACGCGCUGCACGCGCGCCGCUGUCUCGAGCCGGCCUGCGGGAAAGUUUUCGACAAACUUCGCGACAUGGUGGUGCACCAACGCCAGCACCACUCCAACAUACAGAACUGGUGCCGCCAGUGUGGCCAGCUGUUCACCUCGCUAGUUUCCUGCGAGCAGCACCUCGACGUCCACAAGAAGACCAUCUUCCCCUGCCCCGUCUGCAACAAGAGCUACGGAGAGAAAUAUCUCCUCUUCAGACAUCUGCCGCAACACUUCGAAACGGUCCUGCACCUGUGCAAAGUCUGUGGAAAAGUCUACAACGCCAAAAAUCGUCUAAUCGAACAUUUAAACUCGCAUUCGGAUACCAAAAUUCACAGUUGCACCUACUGUCCCAAGACGUUCCCCAAAUUGUGGGCGCUGCAACAGCAUCUCAACACGCACACGGGGUUGAAGCCUAACAAGUGUCAAAUAUGCGAUAAAGCCUUCUCGAGCUAUCCCAAUUGGCGCAAGCACAUGUUGCGAUUGCAUACAGUCAGCUCGCAGAGAUCGAUUGAAAUAGACGAGAAAAACUCGAGGAACAACGAAAAUAACGCUGUCAAAUUUCAUUUCAAUGAGGGUAGUCCAGUGAAAUCCGUAACAGAUAACCCCGCAGUUGUAAACAAUACAGUCAUUCAGAAUAGAGAUAACUGGGAUGAAUUCGUGUUCUACGACCAAGAUGACUCCGAGAUCAGUAUGGAGUCGGAGAGCAUUGAUCAAGUUAUCGAAAAGGAAUUACAGUUGUUUGGGAGCCAAGAGCAGAACACGGAUUAUAAGACUAUGCCGAUUGAUAUACCACUUGCCUGUCCACCAGAAACAACGUCAAGCAUCCUCCAAUCAGAAGCCAUCGUCCCGCUGGAGUACGGGCCUGAGUUCAGUUCCACCAACCUGGACGAGUACAUUCUGCCACACAUCGACCCAUUGCUCACUAUUAGGAAUGACCAGGUACUCCCCACACAAGAGACGGACUACAUGGCAAUCGAGAGCGACCUGCAAACAACGAAGGCCACCAGGUUCUCAGAGCUGGAGACCAGCUUCGACCACAAGUGGGAACCGCCCAUGAUCACUAAGGUGUUCCCCGACUACUACAGCUAUGAUGAGGCAAGCCGGAUAACUGUUAAUGCGGAUAUAUUUUAAUCAGUUGUUGUUUAUAGUCGGAACGGUCUUCGUCGGUACGUGCUGUUGUUAUGUUGUGGUGCUACAGAUUCCAUAGAUUAUAGAUCCAUAGAUUAUACUAGGUUAUGUUGUUGGGAAGUCUUUUUUUUUUUUUUUUUUGUAAUACUAAAUACAUAUACAAUAGAGUAUGUUAUCAUUAUAGACACAGUGUGAGGAUACUUUUUAUACAUGUUGUUCAAUUUACAGUACAAUAGACUUUUAAUAGAUACCAUUUGUGUUAGGCCCUUGAUGUUUUAUUGAUUAUUUUAACAUAUUUUAUAGCGACCAGUUAUAGUUGUUUAUACUUGUUGUAAUCCGCAUCCAUAUAAUAAGAAAUAUUACUGCCAUUUUAUAUCGAUUGUUGUUAAUAUAUUAAAUAGUAAUAUAAUACUAUACCACUGCCAUGCACUUGUUACGAAUAUCCGUGAGACCGAACAGAGAUCGUUUCGACCCAUCCAUAUAGCUACCUCAUGCAGUAACACUGUACCUCACUAAUCUAUGUAUUAUUGUAUUUUAUAAUAUACAUUUUUAACAUAUAUCCCACCAGACUAAGACAUAUAUAUACAUAUAGAAUUACGCUACCUCAUUUAAUUUAAGUAUUUCGCUUUGCACCUUUAAAAUAAUAUAAAAAAAACAUUCGAAAAAAUUACACAAAAUUGUGUUGUAUAAAAAAUGUAUGGAAUUUUUUGUCUCGCGUGAAAGUCGAGAGUGAGUGCUUUGUAUUUUGAGUUUUUUUUAUUGAUUUUUUAUGUUUUCGCUCGAUGUGACGAUACUCGGUUUUUUAAAAGAUAAAAAAAAAUAACAAAAAAAAGCUUUGGUACUGUUUGUAAUAAGAAAAUAAUAGGAAAAAAUCUAAAUAAUAUAAGUAAUAUUGUAACAGAUAUAAAAAAAAAUUCAGUGUCAUGUUGUACAAAAUGCCUCUGUAGCAAAAUCGUGUCAUCUCGCUUUAACUUACGUGUCGUGCAUGCUUAGAGCGAGAUGGCAUGAUUGUUUAUAACAAACAUCAAACUACAAAGUUGCGUUUUGGUACUCCGUCUCUUUCUGGCCCCUUUCCAAUGAGUGGUUUAGAGAGAGACGCAACUAGGUGUAUAAGUUGCACGGCGGUCAGUCAAGCGAAAACCUUAAGGCAUAAUUUCCAAAGUGUUUAGGCUAAGUAUCUUUGGUGGAAAAGCUUUUGUAUAUAUUUGGUACGUUUUACGGCACUUUUAAUCUGCAUUUUAAUUAUUGCUUUAGUUGAUGACGUCGCUGGUCCAACGAGAACUAAUUAUUUAUGUGUCCUAUACAAAUAUUUUACUUCGUGCCAAAUUUCUAAUCUUAGUUUUAAGUGGGGAUUUGAUGUUCUCAAACAUUCAACGAAUAAUUUUAUUUUAUAAUAUAACAUUUUUUAUCGACUCGUUUGUCAGUCAUUACUUCAUUAUAUAGCUGAGGCUCCAUGGACGAAGGCGGUGAAGAAAUAUCGAAUUUUCUCGAACCAGCGGCGGUAUUUUCGUGCAUUUCAAUUUCGAUUCCUUUUUUAUUAUAAUUUUAUUGAAAGUUGCGAUGCAAAGCGUCGUGAUUUUAGUGUAAGUGAAUCGAUAGUGCUGUGAUAUUUUUAUGUAUAUUUAGUGGUUUAAGUGUAGGGAGUGAGUACAAAUACGUACGAUCGGCAUCCGUAUCGCGUCUCGGUUCUAUUACAAUAUCGAAUUUAGAUCGCAGCCCCUUCGAAUAUGCUGUCCGGAAUAAGGACGCAUCCACCUUUACGCAUAUGGUCUUCAUCGACAACUAUCUUUACUUAAAUGUAACUGAAAGGAAGAUUUCUCAAGCCAUGUGCGCUCAAAAUUCUGAAAAAUAAUACUACAAAUUAGCCUGCAAACCUGCAAGGCAGUAAGAGAUACAAAGGAAAAAAAAUAUUAUAUAAGAGGAAUUUAACUCCGAAAUAUAUUUUCGAGAGAGUAAUUAUUUACAAAUAUACGGCAAAGGAGUCUUAGUGGUAAUCGUAUCCAAAGACUGUAAUGUAUUUAUAAGUUCCGCGAACUUAAGUGAAAAUCGGUGUGAAAAAUAUGUCAGAUGUGCGAAAAAUAUCAAAUCAUACGAUGUAGCUUGAAUAUUGGCUUGAAAGGUACAGACGCAAGACACCUGGCGGUCGUCGAGGGGCGGGUACUGACUGUUUGUGACAGUGUUACAGAUCCACGGAAGACAGCUUGUGGAGUAUUUUUGUAUUCAGAAAUAACGUUUGACCUUUUAUGGUGAGAUCUACGUGAAUUUGUAAUACUUUGUCGAAGAAAGAGUCUCUGAAGAACUCUCCGUGUUGGUUGAGAACUAUAUCUAAAAAGUAGAUAUUGAUUGCUAUUUAGCAGCUAGUGUCCAAUGCUUGGUGGACACGUGUAUCUUCCCCACGUACGAUCGCAGGCUGUAAUCGAGAUAACAAAUCUGGUGUUAAACGAUUCGACAUACGCAUGAGCCAUACGCCAUGCUUCUAAAAAUUACAAAAUUCAAAACUUCUCGAACAUUCGAUGCGUCGAUUUCGAAAAGUUUCCAAAGCUGCGCUGUGAGGAAGUUCAUUUUUAUGAAUAAACAGCGCAGUACUGUAGCUUAACAAAAUGCACUGCGGCGUUUACUGUAAAAAAAAGAAAAAAAAAAGCGUUUAGAUUGUCUGUGUUUUGUGCGAUUUGUCAUUUCGAAAUUUAAAAUUAUGGACUCAAUUAAAUAGCUAAAUAAAACUCGACGUCGCGGUGUAUUUUGUCCAUUGCGACAGUUAGGCUCGGUUUCACUGGGCAAAGAGUUUGCGUAUGAUUUAUCUGUGGUACUUUUGGUGAGCAAUUUCGAUGACUAUUACUUGAUUUGUUGAUUCGAUGCAAACAGGCAAGCGGCAUUUUACUGUUGUAUAGAAAGUCAUAGUAGAAGUCUAUGUAUCGUUAUUGGGGUUCAAUUUUGCGUGUAAAUUAUACACCAUCUGAUUGCUUUGGCUCCGCCUAUAUUGUGAUAAUUGACAUGCAAAAUUGAACUUUACUUCUACCCAAACAGAUUCGUUAUUGUAGAAGCCGCUGCGUUGCGUCAAAACGGUACCGAAGGACGCGUUAUGUAUGGAUAAGAUUUCGAAGUCUUAAUAAACGGUUUUGGGCUCGUGAAGUAAAUAUCCGCAAACUUUUUGGCCAGUGGGAUCGCGCCGCAGAUAGCUUACAUACAUGAUGUUAGUUAUAUACCUCAAUGUAAUAGUACUUAUGCAAAAUUAUCUUAUAUUCAUUAUAGACUUACCGUUUCUAUGUGUAUUUCGUCGCAAAGGGAACAAGGUGGUAUGAAAUUUUUCAUUAUAUAUAUUAUAGUAUGGUAUAUACAGGUAUUAUAUUGUUUAUCUGAUAUAUAUUUUUGAUAUGAUUACUUGUUAUUGUGUUAAGUAAUAUAAAAUAGAUUAUAUUUUAGAGUUUACACUUCGAACAAGGCCUCAAGUUGUAUAAUUAAGUUGUUUAUUGAACAGAAAUAUUUGUAUCGUUCUUUGUCUUAGUGACAAAUUCACAUAUUUUAAUGACAACACUGUAAUUAUGAAUAUAGAUAUUGUUAAAUACGAGAAGCACCAAAACCAGUGACCCAACGUUAAUACAUAGUUUAAAUUGUGCAUGUUAAUUUACUGUUUUAAUAUAUUGGGCUAAAACUAGACUUGUAACAAACGGUAUGUGUGGAAUUAUCCUUUGCAUAAAUGAUUGCACCCAUUAAAUAUUUGGACUCUUGCAUAAUAUAUCAUCAAGUCAAAAUAUCUUUAAAACUAUUUUCCCUUACCCCAGAUUAGUUCUAAAAUACUCUUAUAAAAAGUACCUACUAGGCCGUUACUUUAGUUAAGUUCCGAUACCUCAUAGUGAUUUGGCUCCAUAAAUGUAUGAGAAAUUCUAAAUUGUAACCUUUGCGACCAUAAAUGUCCCUAGCUCUUAGGUAUUAGGUUAGAAUCGAUCACAGGGUAUUGUGGUUCUAUUUUACGGAUGUGUUAUAAACCUCGAUAUGUAAGCGUUGCCUCCGAUCAGGUCGGUUCACAAUACUACCCCAAUACCCGCCACGUGUAAUAAAUUAGUCGACUAAAUCUGUGUAACAUUAAGGUCCGGACCGGGUUUACGAGCUAUGUGCGUUUAUCGUUUGUUAGUGUGAUUAGGGCAGGAUUCAUGGAUUGGCUGUAUAAAUAAGACAAUAUCUCUGGAAGAUAAAUUAGGUUGGUGUUUGGGAGGAUAUAGUCAUUCUAGUCUUGGAUAGAACGAGAUUUUCGUGAUUUAGUAAAGAAGAGGACUGUGUUUUGCUGUUUGGUCUAUUUUUAGUUCUGUUCAUAUCAACUCAUAUGAUGGUCAAUUGAAGGGAGAUUUGGAAAACUUCUGGAAUUGUAGCAUACUUGCCUCGUCAAACCCGGUCUCAGCGUAUACAUGUAGUAAGCAGUUUUUUUUAAUUAUACAUAGAGCUUCUAAAUUAUCGCAUAAUAAGUGUAAGAUUUUUCAAUUAUUGUGUCGAAUCUAAUUUUAUGUCAUUUUAUUUGUAGUCCUUGUCUUUGGAUUAAAAAUGUCUUAUUGCAUAAUACUAAGGUACCUAUACAAAGAUAUUUUCAAAUUUUUCUAAGCUCUUUAUUGGCAUAAUAUUUAAUAAAGGACUACUUCGGUGUUUUAAUGAUAUUCAAUAUUCAUGUUUUAAAAUAGAUUUCGAAAUUGUAAAUAGGUGUCUCUGUUUUGUGUAACCUCCUUCCGUGAACUAUAAAUUUAAGCUUAAUGUUCCAAAUACUGUAAAGCGCGGUCUAUUAUAAAUUAUAAUAAUUAAUAAUCAGUUAUGAUUUAUAUUCGAUAUUUAUUUUUUAAAUACCACGAGUCAAGUGGGCUUUUUUUUUUACGACGCUGAUUAUUGCUUUUUGGUGUUUUAUUUUUGACGAUAAUUUUUCGCUAUUUUUUAUAAUUAUUUUAUUUUGUGUUGUUUUAUUGUAUGUUGUUGCUAAGCGACGCUCAAAUUAAGAAAAAUAACAGAGACGUCGUUUGGCGGACGUUAAUUACACCGUGUUUAUCUCGAAUAAGGUACUGUCAAUAUGAGCUACCAUUUCAAAGCUUCUUAACAAUGUGAUAAAAUGCCACAUUAUAAAGAGAUUGGAGACGAUGGCAGAUUAUGGUUGCUAGUUUUGUCGGUGACAAGAAAAUUGCCAACUGCAAACCUAUGGUGCUUUCCAGUUUUAUAUGGUCAUCGGCAAAUAACUUGACAUUAAUGGACCCGACUACGCAUUUACGGAGACCCAUAUACUUUUCCUUACCCUUCCCAGUCCCUUCCUCUAUCCCUCCUCCUUCCUCCCUUAAACCCUUUCCAAUUUAUAGUCGGCAAUCUAUUUGUAGAGGCGUAAAGUCUGCAAUCGACCCUACGCCUCUCCAAAUGUUCAUGGGCGGUGGUAGCGCUUACCAUCAGGCGACCCACCAGCUCCAUCGCCGACGAUGACAUAAAAAACUGAAAUUUCGCGUUUUGUUAUAAGUCGACUCGUUGCUACAGUAACCUCUGCGAAGUCACCAUCCAUUUCAAUGUCCAAGAUAUUUGCGGAGAAUCUAUAAGCUACCAAUGACGCCCAUAUUAUCCUAAUCUCCAUAGACGGAUCGCAAACAGCUUUACAGUAUAGUUACUACGUAUCGAACUACCUCCGCAGUAAUGCAUGCCUCCAUUAUUACACUAAAUAUAGUUUUGUUAUAUUUUAUACGUUAUCAGAUAAUAUAGGAGCAUAGGUUUACAUGGUUAUUAUGAAUGUAUGCAUGUUUUCAGUUAAUGUAGGAAACUCAAUCUGAAAUGUAUGAACCAUAUUUGACGUAAUAAACAAUCUGGCUAGA